AUGGUAUACAUAGAGGAGAGGUUGGGGAAUAAAUCAGAUAGAUCUGCUGAAUCAGUUGUGAAUUCCAGCACAAUUGCGACCAUUGUGACUUCGCUGUCUGGGCCACCUGCUGCAGUGGGCAUAUUCCGUUUAGGGAAACCAAUGGCUCCGGCACCGACGGUACGCUUUCUCCUCCGUCACUCUCGACCGUUAUCUUCACGGGCCACCGUGUCGUCGAUCUUCCCUAAACUUUCAAUCCCAGUCCACAGUACUCUCUCCGUCCGUUUCUCUUCCUUUCCCAAACCCACCAGCCCCACAACCCAGGUCACCCAUAAAGAAGAAAACGAAAUGGUAUACAUAGAGGAGAGGUUGGGGAAUAAAUCAGAUAGAUCUGCUGAAUCAGUUGUGAAUUCCAGCACAAUUGCGGCCAUUGUGACUUCACUGUCCGGCCCACCUGCUGCAGUGGGCAUAGUCCGUUUAUCAGGCCCGUCUGCAGUAUCUAUUCUCGGGCGUGUGUUUCGAUCGGCUUCUAAAGAGAAGAGAAGGCAUGACUGGAGGCCGACCAGCCAUGUUGUGGACUCUUCUCUCUCUUGGAUCAAUAGGCAGGAAACCAAUGGCUCAGACUGUGAUGCAGUUGCCAUUAUUCAUGACAAUAAAGGGUAUGCUAAAUUGCCAGAGGAUGGAGUUGCAGAUGUCCUCAAAGCUGGUAUGGAUGUGAACUGUGGUUCCUACUUGAUGAAAUACACAAAAUCGGCUGUUCAAAAGAAGAAAGUGCUAGAAUCAGACAUAGACAAAGCACUUAACAACCUUUUUUCGAUGAGAAUAAGAUUAGGACUUUUCAAUGGAGGUCCAAAGAAACAGGAAUUUGGAAAAAGUCCAGAUCAUGUCUGCAGCCAAAAGCAUCAGGACCUAGCACUCGAAGCUGCCAAAAACGGUGUUGUCCUUCUGAAGAACUCGGCCAAUCUCGUACCAUUUUCCAAGAUUAAUGCCACAUCUCUCACAGAAGUUCCUGAAAAUAAGCGCAGGUUAUCUGUGUAUAAAGGAAUAGUCAUAUCAAAGCAAAAUGCUGGCAUCCACACAACAAUACGGAUUCGACGGAUUAUUGCAGGUGUUGGAGUUGAGAUUGUGUUCCCUGUGUAA
Molecule: messenger RNA, 1119 nt
Organism: Fraxinus pennsylvanica
Lineage: Eukaryota; Viridiplantae; Streptophyta; Magnoliopsida; Lamiales; Oleaceae
Source: the annotation of a GenBank genome assembly